AUGGGUUACUCACGUGAGCGUACAAAUGCCCACUUUUUCGUUUCACGGGCAAAUGCCUUCUUCUCACGAUUGCCCAUUUCCCGCAUUCAACGUGCACUGGCGAUGGAAUCCAUCAAGCAAGGCCGCAUGAAGCCGUGGAAACACACGAAGGAACAAGUACUGGGAGCUCCCAUCACCUGCAAUUUUGAUUACAAUCCACGGCCUGUUCGCCUUAUUGGAACAGUCAUGGAUGCACACACGGAGGAAACGAGUAUUAAAGGCGGUAUGAAGGUGUAUGCGCGUAAUGAGGAAACCAACAUGAUGCUUUGGAUUCCAGCAGGUAAUCCAAAGUUGAAGUAUGAAAUUACAUCCACAAAGGGAAGUUUUCAGCAUUACUUGGAUGAGCGAGACAAAUGGGAUGAGGCCUGGUUGACGGGACGUGCAAGAAUGAAGUAA
This is a messenger RNA of Trypanosoma theileri, 435 nucleotides long. RefSeq lists its product as uncharacterized. The transcript has a single exon. The record is from RefSeq and is a predicted model, not a curated record. The coding region runs from base 1 to 435 and encodes 144 amino acids. NCBI's taxonomy places the organism in Eukaryota, Euglenozoa, Kinetoplastea, Trypanosomatida, Trypanosomatidae.